ACAGUUUAGCAGUCCCCAAAAUUUUUACCUCAUUUAUCGCUCUUGUAUUUUUUUUCUCUAUUAUCCUAGCAAAUCGGAAUGCCAUCCACAAAUGAAUCGGCGUCAAAUCUAAAAAAACAAAGAUCAAAGUCAAUUUCAUCUCAAGAUCUCCAAGUUGGUACAUACUAUAAUAUUGAAAAGGAUGGAACGCAGGUAGGAUGUAUAGUAGAACGCCGUCUAAACGCUGGUAUAGAAGAGUACUAUAUUCAUUACGAAGGCCUGGAUAGACGAUUAGAUGAGUGGGUUACGGCGGAUCGAAUAAAGAAUUCAGUUAACAAUCCAAAGAAUGAAGAACCCGAAUCUCCAGCUACAAGCGAAGGCCGUAAGAUAACUCGUAAUAUGAAGAGGAAGCACGAGGAAACUAAUCUCCAAGAAAGUAUUCAAAAGGAAGAAUCUGAAAAUAUUGAAGAUGAUGCUGAAAAGGAACGUGAAAACCUGACGAUGAUAAAAUAUAUUGAACAAGUUCAAUUUGGUAAAAUAGAAAUGGAUACUUGGUAUUUUUCACCGUAUCCAAAUAAUUUUGGUCGAUGUAAAAAGUUAUAUAUAUGUGAAUUUUGUUUAAAAUACAUGGAAAUGGAAAAAACAUAUAGAUAUCAUAAAGGAGAGUGCGCCGUUAGACAUCCACCUGGUAAAAAGAUAUAUAAAAAAAAUCAAUUAGAAGUUUACGAAAUAGAUGGAGCUGAACAGAAAUUAUAUUGUCAAUUGCUCUCGUUAUUUUGUAAAUUAUUCAUCGAUCACAAGACAGUAUUCUUUGACAUUGGCCCAUUCGUUUUUUAUGUUUUGACCAAAGUCGAUCGGCAAGGAGCACAUUUAAUUGGCUACUUUAGCAAGGAAAAGAAAUCAGAUGAUGACUAUAACGUCGCCUGCAUAGUUAUCUUACCGCACUAUCAAAAAAAUGGAUAUGGAAAAUUUCUAAUUGGCUUGAGUUAUGAACUGACUAAACUUGAAGGAAAACAAGGAACACCUGAAAUACCUAUAUCAGAUUUGGGUAAGAAGACUUAUAGAAGUUUUUGGAUAUGGAAAUUAAUGAGUAUAAUUGAAGAUUAUAGAGGAAUUAUAAGCAUAGAUGAACUUGUAAAGGUUACUGGAAUUUUAAGAGAUGAUAUUAUUGAUACAUUUAAUUAUCUCAACUUGAAUUGUUUUCGGAAAAAUGAAUAUGUUAUUUGUAUUGUUCCAAAAAUGUUAGAAGAUAUUAAAAAUAGCGGUAUUUAUAAAGUACCGUCGUUAGUUGUCGACUCUGAUUGUAUGCUUUAAUGAAGCAUCUUUAAAACUCAUUUUGCCUAUAUAUACUUAUUUAUUUUCCUUCUGAUUUACAAUGUAUUUACAUAAACAGAGAAAGAAAGAAAGAGAGAUAUAAAUAUUUCAUUUAUUUACAUAUUUUUCUAUUUCGUGUUCGUUUCUAUUGUAUGUUCGUUUUAAAAGAUUCUCUGCUAGAGUAGGAAAGGAUUGAGAAGUAAAUUAUCUUGAACCCCUCUAUUGGGUGUUUCUCUUUUUUUUUGUUAACAAAGACUAUUGACAGAUAAAUAUUAGCCGUA
Dimorphilus gyrociliatus is the source of this 1574-nucleotide messenger RNA. The record is from the annotation of a GenBank genome assembly. Lineage: Eukaryota; Metazoa; Annelida; Polychaeta; Dinophilidae.